This is a messenger RNA of Miscanthus lutarioriparius, 2244 nucleotides long. The record is from the annotation of a GenBank genome assembly. Lineage: Eukaryota; Viridiplantae; Streptophyta; Magnoliopsida; Poales; Poaceae.
AUGGCCGCCUCGCCGCGGCGGCGGGCGGCGACCCCUAGCCUGCGGGACCUUCUACUCCUAGUCGCGCUGCCGCUCUUGCUCUCUGGCUGCGGCCCCUCCCCUGCGCGCGGCGGAGACCUCCGGCGGGUGGUGGAGGUACCGGGCGAGCCGCGGUCGGUGGUGUGGGCGGUGCAGCUCUCGGACCUCCACCUCAGCGCCUUCCACCCGGAGCGCGCCGCUGACUUCCGCCGCCACGUGGGCGACGCGCUCGCCAUGGUUAACCCCGGGCUCGUCCUCAUCACCGGCGAUCUCACCGAUGCAAAAAGUAAAGAUUUGUUGUCAUCGAGGCAAGAGGAGUUUGAAUGGAUUCUGUAUGGACAAGUUAUUGAUGAAGUUGCUAAUAGGAGUGGGCUGAGCAAGGAAAUAUUUUAUGAUUUACGAGGUAAUCAUGAUUCAUAUGGUGUUCCUGAGGUUGGUGGUAUGUUUGAUUUCUACAAAAAGCACAGCAUUAAUGCAAGAUUAGGACGAACAGGGGCUGUCCAAAGUAUGACAUUACAGAAUAGCGGCAUGAAGUAUUUAUUUGUUGGAUUUGACAGUGCAAUGGGUGUUGGUCUCCGAAGCCCAACAAACAUAUUUGGCCAACCUACAGAUCAGUUGCUUUCUGAUUUAGAUGCAGCACUUUCACAGUGGGAUAAUCAAUCUACAAGUUCCCUAGUAACCAAGAUCGUCUUUGGGCAUUUCCCUAUAUCCUUUUCUGCAUUGACAACUUCUGGAAGAAGUAUUAGAGAUGUUUUUCUGAAGCAUUCACUCUCCGCUUACCUGUGUGGGCAUCUUCAUACCAACUUUGGAAGAAAUUUGAAGCGACAUCAUACAUCUGACCAGCAACGAUUUUCUUUUAAACAGUACUUUCAGUUGGAUAUCCAUGAGGGUAUGUCAACAACUGUCAGUAAUGUCAAUUGUUCUGCAAGGACAACAGAGUCUGUAGCAGAAUUCUGGGAAUGGGAGAUGGGUGAUUGGAGAAGUGCCAGGAGCAUGAGGAUUCUUGCUAUUGAUUCUGGCUAUGUCUCAUAUACAGAUAUGGAUUUCAGAUUUGGCUUUAGAGAUGUGAUUAUAGUACCCACCUUUCCGUUGGAUUCACGGUUUAUGCAUAGAUCUUCGUAUCCUUAUGAUUUUGCUUGCCAAGCCAUGAGCACCACACAUGUUGGGACAGUGAGAGCUCUUGUCUUUUCAAGAUACAAGAUUAAAUCUGUAACUGUUAAAAUAUACGAAUCACAUUCUGGAAAUUUUCAACUGGUCCUAGAGCAAGAAAUGGAAAAAACUAGGGGCAAGGGAGCUAGAGGAGCUAUGUAUACAGUCCCAUGGAACUGGAGGGAUUUUUUAGAUGAGCUACCAGAUCGAUACUGGCUCCAGAUAGAAGUAGUGGAUAUGACUGGGGAGAUUUACCAUAGUGAACCGAGACCAUUUUCUGUUAGUGGUCUAACUGCAAAAGUUAGUUGGACGUGGAAAGAAUUUAGAGUAAUGGGUUGCCAAUGGAAUCAGCUGUACUACCCAAUUAUGUGGACUACCCUUGCAUUUCUUUUUUCAUUGGUUCUGGUUCCUCGCACUUCUCUCACGUUUUAUGAGAACCGAUUCAUGUCAAAAUUUAUUAGACCAAAGUUGACCGGAAGAAGUUUAGGAGGCUUUUCGCCUGUUAAUUUUGAGUAUUUUGCAGUUGAGCUUUCGAAGAUGUAUUUUAUCUGGUCUGGAAUGUUGUUCUAUUUGCUAUAUUUGGUUUUCUUCCCAUGGUUUACUGGCUAUGCUGUCACGGAGAACUACAAUAAGAUGUAUUUGCAUUACAGAGGCUGGAGCACUAGAUAUCUUGCCAACACCACUGCGUUGCCAUGUAUUGGUUUGCCUGAUGUGAUGGUUAUUGUUCUUCCUCAUCUUCUGUUUGUGGUCUUGCCAGCGUUUCUUCUUAUAGCAGCUAUAGCAGCAGAAAGAGCACUGUAUCUAGGUCAUCAUUUCUCCCAGAGAACAAAGAAGGAUGAUGAUCACUACAAAAAGGCAUGGCACAUGAAGAAUGUUUACAUAUUUUACUGGUUGAGAAAGAUUCUAAUACUUCUAUGCCUACCAAUUGUCUGGAAACAUUGGAAGCAUUGUAGAGCUAUUGUGAGGGCAUAUGAGGUCAACCCAUUCAUGGAUGCACCCAUCUACUGUUUUGGUGUUCCAGCACUUCUAUGGUUGGCCAUAUACAGGAGUUCAUCUGUAGGAGUUUACCAACUUUGA